Messenger RNA from Bombus terrestris (buff-tailed bumblebee), 474 nucleotides. RefSeq lists its product as uncharacterized. The transcript has a single exon. The record is from RefSeq and is a predicted model, not a curated record. Lineage: Eukaryota; Metazoa; Arthropoda; Insecta; Hymenoptera; Apidae. The coding region runs from base 1 to 474 and encodes 157 amino acids.
AUGUUCGGUUUGAGCGUGUCGCCGGCCAAGUCCGAGGCCAUAUGGUUCGGCCGCCGCCGUAGAGGAACUCCUCCUCCUGGACUGUCCGUGAACAUCAACGGGGAAGAAGUCCCGGUGAUAUGCCAGAUGAAUUACCUGGAUCUCAUCAUCGACAACCAAUGGACCUUCAGGCCGCAUUUCGAGAUCCUGGUUCCAAGGGUGACAGCCGCAGCUAACGCCUUAUGCGGUUUGCUGCCAAACAUCGGGGGAGCAGGGGUCGGAGUACACCGGCUCUACGAGGGAGUGGUCCGGUCCAGAAUCCUCUACGGAGCCCCCGUAUGGGCCGAAGACCUGAUGGCGAGUCGCCGCAGCUUACUCUUGUUGAGGAGGUUGCAAAAAACGAUCGCCAUCCGCAUAGUGAGAGGAUAUCGGACCAUAUCCUACGCGUCGGCGUCCGUGCUGGCGGCGUCCGUGCUGGCGGCGUCCCCACCGUAA